Molecule: messenger RNA, 5377 nt
Organism: Anopheles cruzii
Lineage: Eukaryota; Metazoa; Arthropoda; Insecta; Diptera; Culicidae
Product: Ig-like and fibronectin type-III domain-containing protein 1
Exons: 11
Coding region: 1-4401 (1466 amino acids)
Molecular function (GO): protein binding
Source: RefSeq, a predicted model, not a curated record
AUGACAACGCAGUUAUGCACCGGAGGGCCAGCGAUGGUACACGUGGGCGACGACGCGCUGCUGACCUGCGUCGUAAAUACCCCCUUUAACAACGACACCGUGCUGUGGCGCAAAGGGCCCCACGAGAUCCUGUCGGCCGGCACGAACCGGGUCACGGGCGACCGGCGGAUCAGCGUCCUACACGACGACUCACCAGCAGGCCGGACGCCGCUCGGGGGCGAUGUGUGGGUGCUGCUAAUCAAGGAAACCCGGCUCAACGACUCGGACGUGUACGUGUGCGAGGUGAACAGCGACCCGAUUGUCAGGAGCUUCCAUCCACUGACAGUGCGCCAUGCGAAGCGGAAGGGUGCGACGGCCGGGCGGGUCGGGAACGCGACCGACACCAGCGCGACGCCUGGGCCACCCGGUGGAAGCGGUGCUUCGCCGACUUCGCCGGCCAGUCCGGCAGCAACGACCACCUCCGAGGAGGACUCCGAGGGUGACUCGUUCGACGCGUACACCGACUCGGAAGAGGAGGUCAGCGCCGACGGGGUGCCGCUGGUGACGCACGACUUCACCGACUGCUGCCACGCCAACAACGUGUCCGCGGCCUGCAUCGGCUUUUGCGUGCUCCACAACAUCCUCGACGGGUCGGCCGGCGUCGAGCCGGAGCUGUGCGAGAAGGACUUCCCGGGCAUCGUGCGGUGCAUGGCGGACGGGCGCAACCACGUGCCGUGCUGCGUCGAGAAGGGCAUCCCCGACCUGUGCCAGGACAUGUGCCGCGGCGAGUACACCCCGUUCACCGAUCUGCUCAAGUCGCGCGUCUCCUGCGUCCAGCACACGCUCCCGGGCCUGCAGUGCAUCCUGGACAACGUGCAGCGGUUGCCGUCCGAACCGCAGUCGGUGUCGGUGGAACCGCUGACCGAGCGAUCGCUCCAGAUUAGCUGGGCCGCACCGGAGAAGCUGGCCGGUAGCGUCAAGUCGUACCGCAUCGAAGCCGCCAUGCUGCACGCCUUCGACCAGGACUAUCUGGUCAACGCGAGCGACCCGGCCAGUGGCGGUGCCGGUUCCGUCAAGGUGCUCCAGCUGCCCGCCAACCAAACGACAGCCAUCCUGUCGGACCUGAGCCCCUUCACGAUGUACACCGUCACCGUGACGGCCGUCAACGAGCACGGUUCCAGUCUGCCGAGCACCCGGAUCCGGGCCCUCACGCUCGAGAGCGGCGUCGCCAGCAAGCAGACCAGCGUCGCCGUCGUGCCCGUCCUACCAGAUGUGCGAGGGUGUUGCGUGAAGAAGGGCAUCACGCACCGGACGUGUCUGGACAAGAUGUGCGACCCGGUGAAGGCGGACUUCACCGAGGUGCCGGACCUGAUGGUGUGCGCCCCGUGGGCAAACAUCACGUUCGCGUGCCUGGCGAACAGCGUCGACCACACGCCGUGCUGCAAGAGCCGCGGCAUUCCCGACGGCUGCCUGUCGUUCUGCUCCGGCACGGUGCGGGCGAUCAACUUCAACUACUUCAAGUGUCUGCAGUACAUGUCCGAGUACAGCAGCUGCCUCCUGCAGGGGUAUGGCGUGCUGUCGGGGCCGCCUUCGAAGCUGAAGGCGCCCCUCGUGGCGGCCCACUUCGCGGUGCUGGAGUGGAAGCCUCCGAAGAUCCUGCCCGACACGGUCACCGCGUACCAUCUGCACUUCCGGAAGCUGGGCAGCGGCGAAGAGUACAGCGUGCUGGAGAAGGACCACGGGCCGGUGAUCGUCGACGACCUGGAGACGGCCACCUACUACGAAGCGUUCGUCGUCGCGGUCAACGCGCACGGCAAGGGUGGCCCGUCGCCGCGGCUCGUCUUCCAGACGAAGCGGGAAGCGGGCGGCGCGCUGUCGCAGCCAUCCUCCCCGCACUACAACAUCACCGCGUGCUGCCACGCUUCGGGCCUGCUGCCUCAGUGUGCGCCGCUCUGCAGCUACGACGCGAAGAUGUCGGACAUCCAGAAGCUCGGCAACACGUGCCGCGGCCAGAUCGGAACGAUCGUGCGCUGUAGUGCGGGUGGCCGGGACCACACGUCCUGCUGCGCCCGCCGGGCCGUGCCACCCAAGUGCCAGUCGCUGUGCCGGGGCGUGAUCACGAGCUCGCCCGCCGACUGCCUGCCGUUCGCCGGCAACAUCAUCCAGUGCUUCGAGGAGGGCAUCGGCCACAUUCCGGCACCGGUCGACGAUCUGCACGUCACCGCCGUCACCAACACGUCGAUCUCGCUGGCCUGGGUCCCGACCGAGGCGGACACGCCGUCGAACGGCACGGACAACGCGGCGCGGCGGACGCUCGGCUACCUGGUACAGUACGGCAAGGUUAACAACAUGACCAUGUACGAGACGGUGAUCAAGCUGGAGCAUGAACUGAACACCACCGAGACGGACAUCGAACUGAAGGAGCUGGAACCGAGGGCGCUGUACCGGAUCACGGUGGUGGCCCGCGGAGAGUACGGCCUGUCGUUGCCCUCGUCGAUGCUGCUCAUCAACACGUCUCGCACCGAGGCGGCCAGCACGGUGUACGGGGCGCCCUCGCCGCCGCACUCGCUGGCCGUGUCGGCGCACAGCGCCACCUGGAUCAUGGUGGCCUGGCAGCCGCCGGAGUUCUCGCACCCGCACGAGCCCAUCACGUACCGCGUGAUCCACAAGGUGGCCAACAACUACACCGUGAUCGAUACGCGCCUGCUGUGGGUCCGGAUCAACGGGCUACUGCCCAACACGCAGCACAUAAUUUAUGUGGUGGCGAUCGGCGCGAAGGGCACCAGCCUGCCCUCGGAAACGCUCGUCGCGUGGACGGACCCGGCGCUGCCGGCCUACGUCGAUCCACCGACGGUGCACCCGUCCGACAUUAUCUCCGAGGGCGGCUCCAUGACGAUCCUGUGCCUGGCGAUGGGCAACCCGGCCCCGACGAUCUCCCUGUACGUGGGCGGGCACCUGGUCCGGCAGGACACGUCGCGCCACAUGAUCACCGUGAUCCACAACGUGACGACCGACAUGGAGCACAUCUCGUGCUACGCCGACAACGGCUACGGCAUACCGAUGCAGGCCGCCAAGAAGGUCAACAUUAGCUUUGCGCCGCGGAUACAGGCGGCCGGUAUCACCGUGGCGUCCGUCGGCGAGUCGGUGGACCUGCGGUGCACCGUGCGGGCCCGCCCCAUCCCGAAGACGAUGUUCUGGCGUGACCACGACGGCCGGGUGCCGGUCAUCCAGGGUGGCAACUACGACAUGUCGAUGCGGAACGAUGUCGAUGACAACUCGCUGUACGUGAUGACGCUGACGAUCAGCAAGCUGAGCGCGCAGGACGUCGGCGACUACUUCUGUCACGCUGAGAACGCGCUCGGCUCGUCGACACGGGCCGUCUCGGUGCGCAUUCGCAACACGGCCGCCGCGUCCAACAUCUCCGAGUGUUGCGUGGCGCAGAACGUGUCCGCCGGCUGCAUGAGCGCCUGCUCGUUCUACCUGGACAUCGAAAGCGUGAUCGACCGGCCCGAGUGCAUCGUGGACUUUGACAAGCUGAUGCGCUGUGCGGCCGACGGAUCCGACCACCGCGGAUGCUGCGCGACGAAGGAGGUGCCCCGUCGGUGCCUGAACUGGUGCCGCGGCGAACCCAUCACUCCGCCCGGCCUAUGCGCCCUGCAGCACACCCGCACGAUCGUCGGCUGCUUCCAGGAGAACCGCGACCGGCUGCCGGGACCGCCACAGAACCUACAGAUGCAGGUGCUGGGCGACGAGGAAGUGCUCAUCAGGUGGGACCCGCCGCUCAAGAACCCAGCCACCGUCGAGGGGUACCGGGUGUUCUGGCACGAUCUCGAGCCGGUCAGCGACAACCUGUCGAACGUGAUCAACGGACUGGCGACAAGCCGGCUGGACGCGAAGGAAACGAGCAUCCGGCUCGAGGGCCUCAAGCCGAACGUGAUGUACGAGCUGGUGAUCAAGGCCGGCAACCACCUCGGGGCCAGCGUCCUGUCGGUGCCGCUCCGCUUCACGCUGGGGGAUCACCACAUCACCAGCGCAUCGCACGCCACGAACGCGGGCGUCGUGAGCGGGAUCAUCGCCGGGCUGCUCGCGAUCGUCCUCGCCGUCGCCGCGAUCUUCAUCGUCCGGCAGCGCAAGGUCGGCCAGAAGCAGGCCGCGAACGGUGGCGUGGCCUUCGAGAACCCUAGCUAUCUGCGCGAGAUGAACGUCGAGCACGUGCAGAUACCGGCCGUAUCGGGCCAGAGUGUGGCCGGGGCGGGCGCCGACUGGCGCCAGGAGUCGCUCCACACCGCCAACGGGACCGCCACGACCGGGCUGAGCCACGAGAACGCCGUCGUCCCGAUGGCCACCGAAGUCAACCCGUCGCUGUACGAAGAGCUGAAGCUGGGCCACGAUCGGGCCGGUUUCAAGCGGCUCGUCUCCUAGGGCGCACUGCUCCACCAGCGCCCCAGCAGCAGCAGCGUAGUCCUUGUACAUACCACUGGACAGUUUUAGAUGUGAUCCGGGAGACUCUAGACCCCACUAGACCUCCCCCCAACCCAAAAAAGGGCCCGCUAGAGAGUCAGAGCGCCCCAGAGAGCGGGUGGGUGUUUGUAUUUUGUACUCACCUCGUUAACCAGUAACACACACAGGAACCAGUACACGUAGACUUUAGAAGAAUUUAGAGCAGAACACGAGCGAGUCGGAAUGGUCCGUCUUUGCACCCUCCCGGGACCGCUGCAAAGAUUCGACAAGGCGCAAGUGCGGCGAAAGGGCAGGUUGGUUUUUGAAGCGAAACGAAACGAACGGCGACAGCUUACCGUUUGCGGCAAUAUCUGGCACCACCACUGGCACAUGGAGCAGAGAGCCACGGCCGAAAGAGGUGGCCGAAUAUGUUUCUCCUGGCUCGCGGCGAUCUAUUCCGGGCGGAUGGCCACAGGGCAGCAACCUAGUCUAGACGGUUCUAGUCAAGCGACCUAGGAUAAGUGCGCUGAUCCUGACAGCCGGCAGUGAUGGAUUCCUCGUCCGUACCGAACGCAAGUGGACUUGUUGCAAGUUGCCCUGGCCCAGAACCAUGAACCCGUCCGUCCGGAAGCGAAAACGCGUCGUACCGCGCCGCAGGACUCUCCAUUUGAAUCUUAGUUCGCACGCACACAUUGUUACCACGUCGCUGUUUUCUUUACUUUGUUUUUGCCAUUUGCCUGAAAUAUCAACGCAACGAGCGCACACGCGCAAAACCCAGAUGCCCGCGCCUCCCGACCGUUGAUUGUAGUUUACUGGGGUAUUGUUUAUUGUACUGUAACACAAACCAUAGCGCAAUUCAGGCCACCAACAACCCCGGUAUGUGGCGUAUGUAAGGGGAAAACCCUGCCCCGCAAGUGAAACGACGAUAACUCGUGCUCGAUGAUGGAAGCAAUAAAUU